Molecule: messenger RNA, 736 nt
Organism: Candidula unifasciata
Lineage: Eukaryota; Metazoa; Mollusca; Gastropoda; Stylommatophora; Geomitridae
Source: the annotation of a GenBank genome assembly
AUGGAGACCUCGUUAUUGAAGGCACUUGAAAACCUGCACUUGGCAGAUAAAUCAGCAGUUCAGAUUAGCAACCCUGAAGAGGAUUAUGUCCUGGAUCUCGCUGUGCAAAAUGGUUCUGAUGACCCCUUGCUGGCGGCUGUCUGUAGUAAUUUCACUGUCCAGCUGAUGUCCAGGAACAGGCUGACCCAUAUCUCAACAAUAUCAGGUCACGUAGAUACAAUAACUAAAGUUCACUUUGGGAAAACAGACUGCAACUUGGUCUACACGUCGUCCAAGGACAAGACUGCCAGAUGCUGGGAUAUUAGGGUCAGUAAUACAAAGGAAGUACAGCUAUUUAAAGCACCUUCAGCGGUCGAGGCAGAGUUGUUGAGUCUGGACAUCAGCCAUUCAGACCGACUUCUUUGUGCUGGCACUGAACAGGCAGGGACCGAUUCUUACUUACUGUUUUGGGACACAAGGCAGAAUUCCCUGCUGGGAUGUUACAAUGAGUGUCACCAGGACGAUGUCACACAGGUGUGCUUCCAGCCAGGCAGUGACCGUUACCUGGCGUCUGGCUCUGCUGAUGGACUUGUCUGCACAUUUGAUCUCACAGAGACAGAAGAAGAUGAUGCCUUACAAAUUACCUCUAAUGCUGGAUCAGAUGUGGCACGAGUGGGGUGGUGCGGCAGCAACAAUAACUGUGUGUAUGCUGUGACCAGCGACAAUGUCUUCCAUGUUUGGGAUGCGCUGGAGGUGA